ACUCCCCUCCUCCUGGAAAAGUGCAUUUUGCUCCACCUCUCCUUUCCUCCCCAUUCAGCAAUCAGUCAGAGAGAGUGAAUGUGAACAUUAUGGGCAGAAGCAGUAGCAGCAGCACCCACCCUGGGACUCCAUGAGUGGACCCCCCCUCCCACCUCUUGCUGUCCCCCUCUUGCUGUCCCCCUCUCUCUCUCUCUUCCACACUCUCUCUCUCUCUCUCUCUCUACCUCUCCCUCUCUCUGCACUCCUUUCAUCCCUGCUGCACUCCCUCCUCUCCCAGUUCUAGCUCUCUCUCUCUCUCUCUCUCUCUCUCUCUCUCUCUCUCUCUCUCUCUCUCUCUCUCUCUCUGCACUCUCUCAUCCCUUUGCUCCUCACUGUCCCUUCUGUCUAGUGUAAUCUGCACUCCUCACAUCCAGUCACUCUACUCCCCUCUCCUUUCUCCCUUUCCACGCCACCCGUGUAUUCAUCACAUCCUCUGACUUUCAAUCACAAGACAUCGAUCGCCUCUUCUAUGAAACAAAGCGAUUGAUCUGUCACUCGGGUACCUGGAGGAAGUAAAGCAGCAUGUCCCGGAGGAAGCAGAGCAAACCCCGACAAAUUAAACGGCCCCUGGAGGAUGCAAUUGAGGAUGAUGAAGAUUGCUUGUCUGAGGAAAAUGUUAUUGUCUCAAAAGCAGAUUUUCCACUAGAAGAAAGUUUCACAUCAGCGUUCGAGCCGGAGAAUAUGACCUGUGAAGAUGUGGAAUAUUUCUGUAACAAAGGAGAUGAAGAGGGCAGUCACGGAACAGCUGAGUCUGAAGGCGAAAUACAUUCAGAGAAAUCUAUAAAAGCAGAAAUGGUAGCUGACGGCUGGGAUGGGCCAGGAGAGUUGGAAGUGCUACAGAAGGACGGAGAGCGCAGGGUCCAGAGCCGACAACAGCUGCCGAUUGGUACGACCUGGGGACCUUUUGCUGGCAAGAUGGAUUUGCACAAUGACAGCAACACCUUGAAAAUAAAGGCUCCUGUGCCGCUGAUACUGACUGAUGGGCCCAAGUGGUUGUUGGAUGUGACCUGGCAAGGGGUGGAAGACAGCAAGAACAACUGCAUUGUGUACAGCAAAGGAGGACAACUGUGGUGCACGACUACCAAGCCCAUCGCUGAGGGCGAAGAGUUAAUUGCCUUUGUUGUGGAUUUUGACUCCAGGCUACAAACUGCCACUCAGAUGACUCUUACAGAGGGAAUGUAUCCAGCUCGCUUGUUGGACUCCAUACAAUUACUCCCUCAACAAGCCGCCAUGGCUUCCAUCUUGCCUACAGCCAUUGUCAACAAAGAUAUUUUUCCCUGCAAAUCCUGUGGAAUCUGGUACAGAAGUGAACGCAACCUGCAGGCUCACCUAAUGUACUACUGCAGCGGUCGGCAAAGGGAAAAUUCUCAGCUCCCAGAGGACAGUGAAGAGAACUCCCCACAGAUGUCCAGCAUGUGCCCUUUCCCACAGUGCACAAAAAGCUUCUCUAACGCCAGAGCUCUGGAAAUGCACCUAAAUUCUCACAGUGGUGUUAAAGUAGAAGAUUUUCUUCCUCCCGGGGCCAGUCUGAAAUGUACAGUUUGUAGCUACACUGCGGAAUCAGUGAUUAACUUCCACAAACACCUGUUCUCUCAUCUUACUCAAGCUGCCUUUAGAUGCAAUCAGUGCCAUUUUGGCUUUCAAACUCAGAGGGAACUCCUGCAGCACCAGGAGCUUCAUGUCCCUGGAAAUAAACUGCAACAGGAAGCCGAAACGGAACAUUCUCCCGGUGCCAGCGAGGCAAAUGCGCAACAGACUCCAGAGCUGCUGAAUAAAAAUGAACUACUACAGAGCCAAAAGACUGUGCAGAAUAAAGAUGCAAGCUCAGACAGCGAACUGGAAAAGAGUGAAAAGAAACCACAUCCCUUUCUGGCCAACCAGAGGCCGGAGGCAACGAACAAAAAUAUGUUUUCCUAUACUAAAAUCAAAUCCGAGCCAUCCAGCCCCAGGCUGGCUUCAUCUCCAGUACAACCCACACUUGGACCUUCUUUCCCAAUGGGACCAUUUCUCUCACAGUUUGCUUUCCCACACGAUAUCACUGUGGUUCCUCAAGCCUCAGAAAUCCUUGCAAAGAUGUCUGAACUGGUACAUAGGCGGUUGCGUCAUGGCAGCAAUAGCUACCCGCCUGUCAUUUACAGUCCCUUGGUGCCAAAAGGGGCUACUUGCUUUGAGUGCAAUAUAACGUUCAACAACUUGGACAAUUACUUGGUACAUAAGAAACACUACUGCAGCAGCCGGUGGCAGCAUAUAACCAAGUUGACCGACUUCCCCGGUGUUACCGAGAAAGUCCCAGAAGCCGUAAGCCCAACCAAUGCUCAGAAUCCCGUAAACCUCCUCAACGCUCCCCUUCAUUCUUCCGAAACAGACAACCAGCUGCUUCAGACAUCCUGCGUAAACUCAGGCACUGUUCUAGAUUUGUUAGGGGCAAAUAUGAAGUCAAGGGACAAAGAGUUUGUGUCCGAAGUAAAGAAGCUAGUGAAUGCCGGCGCCAUUGAUGAAAAAAUGAACGGAAAACCCAACGAGAUAAAAACCUCCACACCGCCUCAACUGGACGGAGACAACAGCGACCCGAACAAAACGACUUGUGAAGCCUGUAAUAUCACAUUUAGUAGGCACGAAACAUUCAUGGUACAUAAACAGUAUUAUUGCGCUACCCGCCAUGACCCACCUUUAAAAAGAUCUGCAGCGAACAAAGUGCCUGCCAUGCAGAGAACUAUGCGGACGAGGAAGAGGAGAAAGAUGUAUGAGAUGUGUCUCCCUGAGCACGACCAGAGGCCUCAACUAAUUCAGCAGCAUUUUCUCCAAGUAGCUAAUCUUGGCAACUCAUGCACAUCUGGUCAAGAUUCAGCAGAGGGGCUCGGGGACUGUUAUCACCCCAGGUGCGAUAUCUUUCCAGGAGUUGUUCCAAAACAUUUGGAAACAUCACUUUCAAUUAGUAAAUGUGUUCCAGUGGUGAAAUGUGAACCUUCACACUCUACCAUUUCCUCCCUGGAGAUGGACGCGCCUAUAGACCUCAGUAAAAAAUGUUUAACACAAUCAGAUAGGGUAUCCACAUCUCCGAAAAGGCUCCUGGACUAUCACGAAUGCACAGUAUGCAAAAUAGGCUUUAAUAAAGUUGAAAACUACCUUGCUCAUAAGCAAAACUUCUGCCCCGUCACAGCGAACCAACGCAACGAUAUGGGGAAUCUAGAGGGCAAAGUGUUCCCGAAUCCAGAGAGCGAAAGGAGCAGCCCUGAAGCCAACUUCGAAAGGAAGGCCAUCAAGUGUGAAAAGAACAGAACCUCGAAACUGCCCUCACCUAAUGGGAACUUGUUCUCUUCACACUUAGCCACUCUUCAAGGUCUUAAAGUCUUUAGUGAGGCAGCCCAGCUUAUCACAGCGAAAGAGGAAAACAAAAAUGCAUUUUUUUCACAAUGCCUUUACCCAGGAGCAAUAAAAAAAGCAAAAGGAGCCGAUCAGCUUUCUCCGUAUUAUGGCAUCAAGCCAAGUGAUUAUAUUUCUGGGUCUCUUGUAAUGCACAAUGCGGAUUUAGAUCAAAGCACAAAUGUAGGAAGCGAAUCUCCCAAAAGCCAGAUACCUUCAAAUGGAUGCUCAUUGCUGAAGAAAGAGUCGCUCCCUCUAUUGCCAAAAAACAGGGGCAUGGUAAUAGUUAACGGGGGACUUAAGCAGGAGGAGCGACCUGCAGUCAUUUCCCAGCAAGAAAACAUUUCCCAGAAUCCUCCUCAAGAAGACGGAUGCAAAUCCCCCUCCUGGGUUUCUGACAAACCUUUGACAGCCAAUGAAAAUGUUUCUCCGGCAACCCCGGCUGCAGAGGAUCAGGUGUCGAGCGUUACAAAGAGCCUAAACGGCUCUGGUACAGCUGCGACUAGCGGGAAGUAUUGCCGUCUGUGUGAUAUUCAGUUUAACAAUCUUUCAAACUUUAUUACUCACAAAAAGUUUUACUGUUUGUCACAUGCAGCCGAGCAUGUCAAAUGAACAAUCGUGCGUGGAGAUUUUGGUAAAAUAUGUAAUAUACUGUAUUUGUUUCCUGCAGUCAGAGUAAAACAAACACACAACAACAACAAAAAACAAAAAACAAUGCUGCUUUAUUGACACCUGGACAAUCAGGAUUCCCGUUCAUUUAAAAUGACUUGAAGAUUUGAGAUGUAGUUCCAUAACAGUUAUGCGUAAAAGUGUAUUAUUGGUGCCAUUAUUUUUUCCUAUUAUUUAUUUUACCAGCAGUGUUCAAACAUUUGUGCUCAGCGCUGACUCUUGUGCGGGAGCCAUGGAAGUGGGAAAACAUUUCCUAACCGGCACAGCAGUCAGUGUUGAAUCCAACUGUAACUGUGGUUAUGUUAUUUUUUAUUUAAAGAACUUUAUAUUAAAGUCAUUUGUAAUGUUAUUGUAUAGUUAUUGUGUAGCACAUAUGGUUUGCACCUGUAUAGUAGAUUUUAAAUAAUAUAGACACAACAUUAUGGAAGAAAGGACAUAUUAGGAACAGCUUCAGAAGCACUUGUGUAUACUGACUUUUUAUUUCUUCUACGCUGUUGCAGAAUGAGUAGAUGUCUCUGCUGAAAUAUAACUUAAACAGUUUUAACCCAAUAUGAAGACAAGAUUAUGUAAUAAAAUGGUACUUCUGCAGAACGUCAUCACAUAUAUACUGCAGACAUAGCAUAGCUUUGCAUCUGCCUACAUGAGUAAAGGUAGCACCUGAUUGGAUGCUAUUUGUACCAUAUUAUUAAAUACAUCUCUCUUCAAAUACUUUAGAUGCUGGCAAUCUGAAUGACUGGGGCUGUAUACACUGUACCUCCAUUCCCUAAUUCCCACAGUUGCUUUUAACAGUGAUUAGUCAGGAAAACAUAAUAAAGGGAGAGAACUUUAGUCUCAUUGAGGACAAGAUAAGAUUGGUUAUGAUCAGGGGUGCCAGAAUGUUUUGAAGUUGGGGGAACACAGAAAAAAUGACAUAUUGGCACUCCCCCCCCCCCCCCCCCUCACCCUCUCCCCAGUGUGGGGAGGCGCUUACCUCCAAAUCCCCACGGUGACUACUUCUUUUGAAAGUCUGCCGUUGGUGCGUGCUAUGCCCCAUGCGCUGACCUAGCCGGCUCUUGACAGAUGUAUUACUGGGAGGGGGCAUGGCCAUGCUGAGCCUGCUAGGAUAUCCACAUGCUCCAAUACCCCAACCCCGCCACCCCGUUGCCUCUGGUUAUGAUACACUUAACAGCCAGUUAUAUUAUGCCUUCUGCGGAAGUGCCUGGUCUCUCAGAAUGUCUAGGAGACUCACAAAUUUUGGGGGACUGCUCCAAACUCCCAAGUGAGUAGACUAGCCUCCCGGCUCCGCCAGCUGCCCCAUAGAAUUGGGCGGACCUUGGCCUUGAUGAUGCAAUUCACAGUGAAUUGAGUUAUUAUGACACCCAUCCCUCGCUCAACAAUGACAUGAAACACUUUGGUAGGAGGGAACAUGAUGACAUAAGUAACGCGUUUCACCAUGCCCCAGACACUUCCUAAGUGGGGAUUCUCCUCCAGCAUCUCCCUGAUAGGGGGCCCCCAACUUUGCGUGUAAAAAGUGUGCCAUUGCAGCUUGCUAUGACUCAUGCGCUAUCCUAGCCGGCUCUUGAGAUGUAUUACUGGGAGGGGGCGUGGCCAUGCUGAGCCUGCUAGGAUAUCCACAUGCUCCAAUACCCCAACCCUGCCACCCCGUUGCCUCUGGUUAUGAUACACUUAACAGCCAGUUAUAUUAUGCCUUCUGCAGAAGUGCCUGGUCUCUCAGAAUGUCAACAAUGACAUGACACACUUUGGUAGGAGGGACCGUGAUGGCACAAGUAACGCGUUUCACCAUGCCCCAGACACUUCCUAAGUGGGGAUUCUCCUCCAGCAUCUCCCUGAUAGGGGGGCCCCAACUUUGCGGAUAAAAAGUCAGCAGUGCGGAAACUGCAUGUCUCUUAUGCAUUUUACACUCCUGGCCAAUCACUGUUAAAAUCAGUAACUGGCAUUUAAAGAUGGAAGGUGUAGAGAUUAGUACUUUAAAGCCCAAUAAAUCAAAAGCUUCUUACAUCUCAGCUAUACUUUAGCAGAUACAAUAAUUUAGAUUUAGACUUGCAUUUGUAUGUAGCGGUAUGUUCCUGUUCACUUUUUCAAUCCGAAAACUGUAUGUUUAAUGAAGAUGGAUUUUUUUUUUGUAUAGUAAUUGUAUUUUCUUUUGCUGAUGCAUCUUUGUCGAAUUAAAAAAAAAAAAAUCUUUGCUGUUAAAUGCAAUACUUUAUAAUGAAUGAACAAAUAUUACCGGAAGCAGUAUUGUAAGUUAUGAUCUGAAAUCAGCCAGUUUUAUCUUUUACGACAUACAGUUAAAAUCUUAACCCUUAACAUGAUGCUGCAAAUAUGAAUCUAAUUCAUAUGUAUUAUAUAUAUACAGUACCUAUAAGUGUAACAGUACUGCGACUGGUGAACACAGAGAUAAAGUUCUACUUCUGAUAGAAAUAAUUUCUCAACAAAUGUUGUUACUAUGCAUGUAUAUGGAUGGAAUAAAAUUCCGGAUCAUUGGAGAA
Messenger RNA from Pseudophryne corroboree (corroboree frog), 6560 nucleotides. It is a transcript of the gene ZFPM2, whose product is annotated as zinc finger protein, FOG family member 2. Gene Ontology annotation, molecular function: RNA polymerase II-specific DNA-binding transcription factor binding. Gene Ontology annotation, cellular component: nucleus. The transcript is spliced from 8 exons. The record is from RefSeq and is a predicted model, not a curated record. Gene Ontology annotation, biological process: negative regulation of transcription by RNA polymerase II; positive regulation of transcription by RNA polymerase II; cell differentiation. NCBI's taxonomy places the organism in Eukaryota, Metazoa, Chordata, Amphibia, Anura, Myobatrachidae. The coding region runs from base 562 to 4014 and encodes 1150 amino acids.